AUGGCCAAAAGAAAGGCCGACGCUCUUGCUCAAGCGCAGCAUGGGAAUGGUAGCAAAAAGGUUAAGCACGCAGCUGCUUCCCCAGUAGCAAAGCGAAGCUUGCUGGACGAUAGCGACCCUGGUAGUAGCAGCGAGGAUGAAUCCGUUGGAGGGGUCCAACUUCAGGAGCCAGAACUCAAGAUCAACAAGGAGUUUGCAAAUCGGUUUGAGCACAACAAAAAGCGGGAGGAGUUACAUCAGUUGGAGGAGAAAUACAAAAAGGACGCAAAACCGGCGAAUGGCAAAUUGUAUGGGGACAAGUAUGAUGAAGACUCCGAAUCGUCCGACGAUGAAGACGAAGAUGAUGAGGGAUUUCUUGCUACGGAAGAUCUAGACGCAGAGAUUUCGGCAACCCUUCAAGCCAUACGAAACAAAGAUCCCCGCCUUUACGAUGAGAAGGUUACCUUUUAUAAGCCCAUUGAAGAGGAUGGAGAGGAAGAUGAUAAACCAACCAAGAAGGAAAAGCCCAUGUAUUUAAGCGACUAUCACCGGGCAAAUUUGCUCAAAGGCGACACUGGCGAGGAGGAAGAGCCUGCACCAAGAACGUUUGCACAAGAGCAAGAUGAUUUAAAGCAGACGAUCGUCAAGGAAAUGCAUGAGGCAGCUGAAGGCAGUUCAGAUUCAGAGGAUGAAGAUGGAGGAUUCCUGAUACCAAAGUCCAAGCCGGAGCCGUCGACUAGCAAAGUGCACCCCUCGAGAGCGGCCAAGGUCAAAGUCACCGUGGAUGUGAAAACCGCGGAUAAAGAACCCGAAACCUUUCUGUCUAAUUUCAUGCAGGCGCGAGCUUGGGUACCGACUGAUGGGACGCGAUUCCAACCGCUAGAAUCGGACGAUGACGAGGAGGAUGAGAUGGCGGACAAGUUUGAGAUUGCCUAUAACCUUCGAUUCGAAAAUCCUGCCGGUAGCAAUGAGGUGCUCAAGUCAUACGCAAGAGAUAUAGUAGCAACCAAGUCCGUUCGCCGGGAAGAACCUAACACUAGGAAAAAGCAGAGAGAUGCUCAAAGAGAGAAAAAGGAGGCUGAGAAGAGCGAAAGAGAAACGGAAAAGGCAAGGCUGAGACAAUUGAAAAUCGGAGAGAUGGAAGAGAAACUCCAGAAGAUUAAGAAAGCGGCGGGAAUUAAGGGGAAGACACUGCAGGAACAAGAGUGGACGAAGUUCUUAGACGAGAACUGGGAUGACGACAAGUGGGAAAGCGAAAUGAAUAGUCGUUUUGGAGAAGAGUAUUACGCCGAGCAGGAAGCCGGUUCGGACGAAGAUAUGGAUGGUCAAGAUGGAAAAGAAGCUAGCAAAAAGAAGAAGAUCAAGAAGCCUAAAUGGGAUGAUGAUAUCGACAUCAAAGACUUAAUCCCCGAGUUCGAGGACGAAGAGAAGUCUCAGAAGAAGCCAGAAUUUACCUUAUCUGACUUGGAUGAGCAAGAUGAAGACUCCAAUGGCGAUGAAGAUGCCACUGCGCCAAGAAAGAAGAAGACAAGCAAGGCUCGCCUGCAAGAGAAGCAAGCUAAGAAGAAGGCCGCCCGGCUUGAACGCAAAACGAUCGAAGACCUUGUCGACAGUCGCCUCGAUAUGGACAUCUCCCUGAAAUCCAAACAACCAUCCUUCUUCCGCUAUCGAGAGACAUCGCCAACAUCCUUUGGUCUCACGGCAAGGGACAUCCUCAUGGCGCCCGACGCAUCGCUGAAUGAGUUCGCGGGGCUGAAGAAGAUGGCAGCGUUCCGCGACCCCGACAAGAAGCGCAAGGAUAAGAAGCAUUUGGGGAAGAAGGCGAGACUGAGACAAUGGAGGCGGGAGACCUUUGGAAAUGAGGACGGCCCGGAAGUGGUAAUUGGUGCCAAUGCCGCCAGCGUUGGAGAGGCGGCAGCUGAGGGUGAUAAUGUUGAUAUCGUGGAGGGCAAGAAGAAGAAGAGGCGGUCGAAGAAGAACAAGCCGCGUGCUGAGGAGGCCACUGCUUGA
Molecule: messenger RNA, 1989 nt
Organism: Venustampulla echinocandica
Lineage: Eukaryota; Fungi; Ascomycota; Leotiomycetes; Helotiales; Pleuroascaceae
Exons: 2
Coding region: 1-1989 (662 amino acids)
Biological process (GO): endonucleolytic cleavage in ITS1 to separate SSU-rRNA from 5.8S rRNA and LSU-rRNA from tricistronic rRNA transcript (SSU-rRNA, 5.8S rRNA, LSU-rRNA)
Cellular component (GO): 90S preribosome; nucleolus
Source: RefSeq, a predicted model, not a curated record